Molecule: messenger RNA, 822 nt
Organism: Symbiodinium sp. CCMP2592
Lineage: Eukaryota; Dinophyceae; Suessiales; Symbiodiniaceae
Source: the annotation of a GenBank genome assembly
AUGUAUAUACAUAUAUGUAUAUAUAUAUAUAUAUAUGUAUAUAUAUAUAUAUAUAUAUAUAUAUAUAUAUACACAGAUUUUUUGCAGUCUUUUUGCAUAUAUACCCACAUCGAUUGUUUCGGCACCUCGUACAAGCCCCACAGCCGAGGUUACAUCACCACAGCUCCGCACGACGAAAGGUGCCAAGGGAACCCGAAUGCUCCUAUCCAAUGGGACAACAAUGCGAAGAUCGCAAACUUCCUCGCGGCGAAAGCCAUGGCCGCUUCUCGUGGCCAGAGCAUCCGGGGGGCACACUCCGUGAGGAAGCCCAAGGACAUGCUUGUCUCCGCAUACUGCUACCACCACCGUGGGAAGGAGUUCGGAAGCCCGAUAGCGCCCUGGCCCGAGAUCAUGGCCAUGGGGCCCGAGGAGGGAAUGAUGGCGCUCUGGCCCCUGAUGAGCUUCAUCAUCCAAGACAUGGUGAACCUCUACAGAGACACGACAGCCGAGGAGAUGUUCCACGUGAGGUUCGAGGAGAUUGCCCCAUCAUCGGAAGGCUUUGACAAGGUGGUCCAGGGCCUCUUCCAUUUCCUCUUCGCGCCCAUGGUCUCAGAAGCAGAUCUGCAAAGGGCAUGGCAAGCAGCCAAGGUGGAGGACCUGAACGUAGACCCCAACUUCACCAAUGCGAUUGCAGACGAUGGCCACGGCAACGACGACGAGUGCCUCAGGGCCGGCCAAGAAGCCAUGAUGCGGCUGGACCCUCGCCUGGUGCAGCAGCUCAAGGACUGGCAAGCGCUCCUGGGAUACACAACUGAGAACUGGCCGGACCCCAUCAUCGGCUGA